This is a messenger RNA of Gopherus flavomarginatus (Mexican gopher tortoise), 7509 nucleotides long. RefSeq names its product paired related homeobox 2 (gene PRRX2). The record is from RefSeq and is a predicted model, not a curated record. The transcript is spliced from 5 exons. Gene Ontology annotation, molecular function: DNA-binding transcription factor activity, RNA polymerase II-specific; DNA binding. The coding region runs from base 1 to 888 and encodes 295 amino acids. Lineage: Eukaryota; Metazoa; Chordata; Testudines; Testudinidae. Gene Ontology annotation, biological process: regulation of DNA-templated transcription.
AUGCGUGCGGGACGUCAGCACAAGGCGGACCGGCGCUCGGGCCGGGAGAGGGAGAGCGAGGGGCUGGCUGCCUGGGGCAGGGUGGCUGCCUGGCCGCUCGGGGCACGGGGGCGCGGGGCGGGCUGGGGGGCGCCGGAGCGAGCCAUGGACAGCGCGGCAGCCUUCGGCGUGGACAAGCAGUUCGGCCCCAGCCCCGGGCGGAUCCCGGAGCCGCCUGACAACCCGCAGGGCAGGAAAAACUUCAGUGUCAGCCACCUCCUGGACCUGGAGGAAGUGGCGGCCGGCAUGAACGGGCGCAAGGAGCCCGGCGCGGAGGCGAGGGACGGCGCCAAGGGGCUGCAGGAGCCGUCCGGCGGCAGCAGCGGCAGCGAGGCGGCCCCCCAGGACAGUGAGAGUCUGAGUCCAAGCCGGGGGGCUGCCAAGCGGAAGAAGAAGCAGAGGAGGAACCGCACCACAUUCAACAGCAGCCAGCUCCAGGCUCUGGAGCGAGUCUUCGAGAGGACGCAUUACCCCGAUGCUUUCGUGCGAGAGGAGCUAGCGCGGCGGGUCAACCUCAGUGAGGCCAGAGUCCAGGUGUGGUUCCAGAACCGAAGAGCCAAGUUCCGCCGCAAUGAGCGGGCGAUGCUGGCCAACAGGUCCGCAUCGCUCCUCAAAUCCUAUAGCCAAGACGCAGCCAUUGAACAGCCCAUGGCCCCCAGGCCGACUGCCUUGAGCCCAGAGUAUCUCUCCUGGACUACCACAUCCCCAUACAGCACCGUGCCAUCCUACAGCUCAAGCAGCACCGCGACGCCCGCCCAGGGGGUGAACAUGGCAAACAGUAUCGCCAGCUUACGCCUCAAAGCCAAAGAGUUCAGCCUGAAUCAGAGCCAUGUGCCCACGGUGAACUGACUGCACAUCCCCAGAACCGGGACAAAAUACCAAUGUGCCUGCCCUAGGCGGGAGAGCAUCUUCCCGAUCACAAGAGGCCAGCUUGCUGCUCCUGUUCCAGUCUAAACCCAAACCCUUCUGACUCUCAACCAAUGCCGAGUCUGUCACCAGCAUCCCCUUCUUCUUCUGGCCCCUUUGGAAAGCAGAGCAAGUCACAAUCCCCUUUGGAAAGUGGCGUGUAAUUGCAGCCACAGAUGGAGUGAACUUGAUAAGAAAGUUGCUUUCCCCACACACUCUAUAAUAAAAUAUACGUACACACACACACACACACACACACACACACGAACAUUUCAAGGAUGAACAGACUUGCCAAGUUAACUUGAAGAUGCUUCCGAACAGGGAAGAAUCUUGGACUACAGGAUUUGACCAAUUUGGAUAUCUCAGCUGGACAGCCAAAGAGCGACUGAGUAUCCUCCUACGCUGGGGACGUCCCGCUGGUCUUUGUUGGGAGGAUCACUACGUUGUAUUAUGUCAGUUAUAUAGUCCCUUUUCCUGUGGUUGUCACUCAAACUUGACUGUUCAGCCAUUGCAUUUGUAGCCGACACAUUAUACGACAGCAGUUCCAAGGCUGACAACUUUGCUCAUAUAUUUUUGUGUCACCAGACUGCAGUGCUUGAGAGAGAAAGACUUUUGCAAGCGGGACUUCCCACCCCUGCUGUAUAUAUUCAUUACCCUAACCCUGCAUUGUGCUUUGUACAUUUAGGAGUAGCCAGCUGCCCAUGCCAAUGUAAGAUAUAUGUUACCGACUUCUUUUUUUUUUUUUAAACCCUUAGUCAAAGGCAAAGAUGAUGGUUUGAGUGCUCAGGAGAACUCACUCCAGCUAGCUGACGGGACUUUGCAGCUUUCCAAAAGUUGAUGUUUGCUCUGCACUUUGUGGUUAAGUCAAUGAAUUCACAAGCAAGUCUGAAGGGGCUUGGGUCCUUGAACUGUCCGGGGGGAAAAAAAACGGCUGUGGGCUUUGGCUGAGUGCAUCGUUGUCCAAUGGCCAGGCAGGCUGCCUCCUUCGGAAACACUGCCUCUCUUGUGGAACUGCCUCCCCUGGAUGUGGUUGAUGGCCUGGCCUCGUAAAUUAAACGCCUUCUGCAGCAAGUGGCUGGCUUUUCCCAUCACCCCACCUCUUAGCAAUCUCUUCCCUGCCGAACAGCUGAAAAUCAAAGUUAAAGUGUAAGAUGUGAACAAGCAGAGCCUCAGCUGGAGGCCUCAGGGGUCUUCUCUGAGCUUUUUAUUCUGGGGCUUUAAUUAAUGGGGCUAGAGCAGGGGGCUGGACAGACAGCUCUGGAGACAGCUUUCCUUACGUAUGCACAAGUACAGAUAUAACAUGGGCAGUACAGGCUUCCCUUGGUACUGCUAUACCACUGAGCCUCACCCCUGCUCUGUUGGGGCUUCCGGCCAGGAAGGAGAAGGGAGCUCAGUUUCCAGGCUUCAUUCAAGCCCCGACCUCUCAGCUGCGUAGUGCUGGUUUUAUGAUGUGGACAAAAUACCCACUGGAAACCGGGCUGAAACGGCUUAUUCAUUUCACAUAGGCCACCAAGCAGGCACCAGCUGAAAACAGCUUUGGGUCCUGACUGACUUGCCCUGGAUUUGAACUAGUGACUUAGAAGUAAAAGGCAUCAUCUCCCCAUGCCAAUCCCCCAGCCCAUUCAGUCACCCUCGUGUUAAGGCCUGUGUCUUGCUGGGAAUUUAGUAAGGAAUGAAUGAAUGUGCUGGUACUUUUAAGAACAAAGGCGGCUACUACUGAGAUGCUUUUCUACAGAUAACUCUCUACAGUAGGAUGACCAUAUGUUUCGAUUUUAUAGGGACAAUCCCAAUUUUGGGGGCUUUUUCUUAUACAGGCAUCUAUUACCCCCCACUCCCUGUCCUGGUUUUUUACGCUUGCUCUCUGGUCACCCUAGUCUAUGGGAAGCCCAGUAGUUUUGCUGUAGCCAGUACUACAGAGGUGGAAAGAGCUCGUAUUCUGCAACGUGGCAUUAAAAGGCACAACCACCUUCCCUCGCAGUAGUCACAGAUGCUGAACGGGCUCCAGGACAAAGGCACAUGUGGAGUUUCUGACGGGCUGGCAUAGCUCGUCCAUAAAGGUAACCUAAUUCCUCCCCCACUGAGUGCUUCCCUUGGGAGCAGCCUUUUCUUCAAUGGGUCUUUGGCUGCAGCCUGAUACGUUAACUGGCAGGAGGACUCAUGCACGGGCCCAUCUGCUUCAAAAGACACAAGUCUCUAGUGCCUGAGCCAAGGGAGAGUCCCCACAAGCUAGGCAGCAGCAGGAUUUGUAUCUGCUGUAGUUAUGAUAGGAGCAGAUCCUACUGAGCCAUUCUAACUUUCCACCCAGUAGAGCGAAGUGAUGCUGUAGCCACUGAGUGACCCUUAGCUGCUGUUAUCAAGGUCUGGAAAGACCCAGGCCUUCUGGGCAGCACCAGCAGGGCCACGCCUGGCCUGGGCGGUCCAGUGGGGAGGAUCCUGCCAGACUUAUCUUCCCAGCUGCUUCCCAACAGAUGAAAGAUGUUUCCAAAAUCAAGGUGGUGACACCUAGUGUGCGUUUACCUUAACUGGACAUGGGGACGCAAACUUCUUAAAGAAACCAGCACAACCAAUGCCAAGAUCAUUGUCAGAGUGAGCAGAUAAUAGCACCCACCCCCUUGGAACAAGAUGUUCACUGCCCUGCUCGCUAUGGAUGUGAAUCACAGCUCUGAUGCUUUUAGGCUGCUCCAGCCCCCACCCUCAUGCUGGUGAUUCUGUACUUAAAUUCCAACAACCAAUUCACGUGCUGUGGUACCUGAGCACUUCUCAGUCUCUAAUGCAUUUACCCCCCCCCCGACACCCCUGUGAACUAGGGAAGUGCUUAUCAUCUCCACUGAAAUGAUGAGAGCAGAGGUGCAGAGAUAUGGGAGGGGGAGUGGCAUUGGGUGUACCAGUAGAGUUAAAGCAGUUGCUUUUUUGUGCCUAGACAAGCCGGUCAUGCAGGAAGUCUGUGGCACAGCAGGGACGUGAAUCUUGGUCCCCUAAGUCUUCAGGGUAGCACCCCGACCCCUGAACCACCCUCUUUUAAAAAGUAAUUCCAGAUUUUCCAAACUGGCCAGCAUUUUGGGCCCUGAAUGCUUUGAAAGUAUGGCCCCCGCUGUGGGUGAUGGGCAUAGACAAUCUGGUCCCGGUCUCUUAGGAAAACUCUGUCUCCAUGAGGCCAAAUAUACUUGUCAGAUCAGAUACCACCCCAAUUACCCCCACCCCACCCUACCCUCAUUGCUGUGACUGUAAGGGGCCUCAUCUUAAGGGCAGCCUCUUGGCCAGCAGGCACCUGCCAGCAUCCUGGUUAACACAGCCUCUUGAAGACCAUCUAACCAGUGCACAGUUUCAAACACUCGGCGAGAGGUCAUUUCAAGCGCAUAGAGAACAGUUGUAACACUUCAUGGAAAACUGGUGGCAAACAUCAUCGGAGCAGGGCUGAGGCCCAUUAGCAUGAACCAGGCGUGCAAGUGUAGAAAACCUUUACCCGGGAAGGAGCUUGAGAGCAGGCAGAAGCGCAUGAGGCAGGGAAAAGAGAUCAUGGGCUUGAGUAAAGUUCUGGCUGCACCGGUUUCAGUUUAACACCGGGUGUCACUAGCACAGCACCAAACAGCCCAGGAUAACCAUGCAAGGACUGAAACGUCCUAUUUCCCCCGUGAGAAAAGCCAUGGAACAACGAAUUCCAAAUUUCCAGCCCCAGUGUUUGUUUGAUGCAAAAUAAAGAUCUCCAAGCAGCGAUGAGAGAAGCAGCGCACGAUGGAGGUAGCCUGUCAAAGCCAAGACGUGCAGCCAUAGAGUCACUGAAGAUAGAACUCCCAUCAUGAGAAACUUUGCUUGGGGGUGGGAAGAGGGAAAAUCUUGGAGCUUUUAUUCCCAUGGAAAGCGUGGGGCUCUUUCCUGUUGUAUAAGACGAAACCGCAGAGAUAUAAAUGUCACUCCCUUUUUGAGAGCAUUAAUGAAAAUAAACCGGUUUAAUAGUUUGCAGAUGCUGUUUCUCUAAAUGUAAAAAAAAAAAAAGGACGGGGGGGAUAUUUCUUUGCACAAUCUCAAUUAGAAAACAUUUGCUCUUAAUUUUACAGCUCUCUUGGCAGCCUCCUCCAAAAUUGUCAGCUAACGUUAAAGCAUUACCAAGACAAGACACAAAUUGCCCCAGUGGAGUGAUAGCAAGAACUAGGGAUUGUCCUAAUCUAAGCUUGCUCUCUUCCGUUUUAUUUGUACAUUUCAAUUACUUGUAACAGGAUCUAUGGGGUGGGGUGGGGUUGUUCGGGUGGGGUUUCUUUUUGUGCAUGUCUGUGUAGGGUUUUUGGUUUGGUUUUCGGGGGGGUUCUUUUUGGGGAGGGAAGUAAUUUUUGUAAGAACAACUUGUGAAAUAACUGAGAAAUAAAUAUUUUACUGAGUAGUUCAGCGUCUAGAUGCAUGAAUGAGGAUUCAGCUUUUCCCUGCUCUGUCACAGCCAAUUCUGGGACGAUGCCCGGCCCACAGCAGGACUGGAGGCUGCACUGCGCUGGAAGAUGGCGGGGUGGGGCUCUUUGGACUUCUCAGGCCAAGAAGAGUAAUGAGAUGAAGAACACAAAUAGGGCCAUUUAGCAGCAUUUAGCAUCACCUUCUUCCAACUGAGCUGGCACUCAUCUGUUGAAGCCCCACCAAGGGUGUAUUUGACUAUUGCACCAUGAUUGUCGAAUGCUCCCAUAGUUCCUGCCAGUUGAGAAUCUCUCUGUGUUUUACAAAAGCGGGGUGGGGGUGUAUUAGUAUCUCCAGCUAAGAAGUGGGGAAACAGAAGCUCAGAACAGCAAGGCUGCAGAUCUCGCAAGCCCUGCUCUAACUGCUAGAUGUGUUGGAUUCCUAGUAGGGAAGGGUUCCCCUUCCACAGGUGCUUGGUUAAUUCCAUGCUAACGCUGCCCCUGGGUCUUUUCCCCGGGGUGCGUCAUUAACGUCUGUGAUGUGUGAUUCAGGUUGGGGAUUGGGCCUUUGUAUCCCCUCUCAGCCUGGCCCCCAAUCCCUUACAGAGUAUGUCAGUUGGGAGCCUUGUGCCACAGCACUGAGGAGAUGUCUACGCUGCAUUGAGGAACGAACCUCCCUGUUGAUACCCACAGCCUUGGGCUGGUGGGCCUUGUACCAGCGUGCUCAAAACAGCCGCGUAGGCAUCGCAGCCGGAGCCACAGCGGGAAAGCAACGUCUACACCGCUAUUUUUAGCGCACUUGCGUGACAUUCCCCCCAAGGCUGCAGAUGCCAGCUGGAAGGCUUGCUCCGUCUCCCAGCUGCAGUGUAGACAUACUCUGAAUGUCUGGUAGGCCACCCUGUAAUAACCAGGCGUCGCUCAGCCCUGUUCCAAAGGAACAGACGCAUAUUGCAGAAACUGGGAGCUGCCCGUGGCCUCCACUAACCCACCACGGUCUCAGCUACAGUCGAGUGGGCGUGAAAGGAGCCACAACCGUCCUGCAAAUUAGUUCAGUGGAAUUCUUCAAGCCAGGAGGCUUUCAAGGCCCGGCACAGUCGAUGUCCAGAGGGAAUAGAAACUUACAGCCAGGGGCACAGAAUCGAAGGGCUCGGCCUGGCAUUUCAUUGCAGAGCUGUGCCAGAGCCUAGUGAUUUCAUUACAUUUCAUGGGGUAGAAAGUGCUGGUUGUUGGUUGAAGGGCCUGAGUCUUGUCAGAGGUAAUAGGAUUGGUUCACUGCAGGCAAAGCCAUGGCUGCCUUAGUACUCUGUGAAGUGGGGAACGCCCGUAACUAGCCCUCCCCCCACGGUUAUGACUCUUUUCCCCUUGCAAGGGCAGCAGCCCCUCACCACAGCCCUGCCGCAGGAACUCCUGUUCGGGAGGUCACAACUGCACCGUGUUCACUUGGUCCUAACACACGGGGAGCUCUUCCACAUCUGGCUUCACGCUGCUCCAGUGUGCAGGCCCCUGACACUUGUUUUCACGUCGCUCCCUCUUUCCCGUUUUUUGAGCUAUUCCCAGCAGCAGAGAAGGACUCAAACCCCGAUACUCAGGGCCAGAUUUUGAAUAUCCCAGAACUGGGGGCAGUAUGGAUGCAGCGGGGCUGGACUGGGACCAUCUCUAUCCAUGAAGAGGAAACGGGUUUAAAAAUCUCUCACACCUCAUGCAUUUCACACCUGGCCAUAAAGUUCCUACAGCAACCGCAUGUCUCAGGGAGUCAGAAACAGGCUACAGAGCUUUUUUUUAACUCUUUACUGCUAAACCACCAGUUCAAAUCCUAGUGCAGCCAGGGAUUGGGAGAGAGGUUUUGAAUAGAUGGUGGAUACUUAAUGGGCGGUUCCUGGAGUUUCAUCUCACCGUGACCAUCCGUGCACAGCCUUGGGGAAUGUUGGAGAAGUCAUCGAGUGGUUCUGCUGUAGCUGCUCGGGAAACAAACAUUCACUCUCGGACUGAACAGAGUCAGUGCAUCGCACAGCUUCACGAGUGACACGUUUGGGUCACAGUAUCUGUCAAAUGUCCUCAGGGAGCUACAGGAAGGGUGUGACUGCUGCUCUGCUGAGGUGAAGAUUCAGUAAUGGCUGCAAAGGAGCAUUAAGUCUGGGUCAUAUCAUCCUCUUCCCAAGUCCAUUCUGGAGAAGCCUAUGGACUGAGA